Molecule: messenger RNA, 498 nt
Organism: Peronospora matthiolae
Lineage: Eukaryota; Oomycota; Peronosporomycetes; Peronosporales; Peronosporaceae
Source: the annotation of a GenBank genome assembly
AUGUGCCGCGUCGUACUGCUCGACCAGGCCCAGUACGUCGAUCAUCAGUUGGGAGCGGGGAUCCCAAGUAUCUUAGGACGGGGGAUAGCCGCGCCACCGGACAAGGUAACUCGUCCGACGUCCGUUCACGUCGCGUUGGUUCAACAGCUGCUCAACCAGAUAGCGCUGUCCACCGCGAGAAGCUUCUUUGAUCGCGUAACGCAAGGGUUACGCGGUGAUCUCGAACAUGAGCGGGACAGGCGUCUCCAACUGGCGGACGCUGUUUCGAAGCGUCGAGCUGAGUUUGCCUUUGCUCAGCUUGCGAACGAGAGAGCUUUGACGUCGCUGCGUGACGAGCUAAGGGUAGCUCGUGGGAUUGUUGAUCGGUCUCGGGAUGAGAUAGCUGCUCUUCAGACCCUUGUUGAUGCCCACCAUCUGGAGCACAAGGCUCUCUGCGAGAUGCUUGAGCGCAAGGGCGUUCUUCAUCGGAAGAAGCAGCGUACUGAUGGUACGGCUUAA